Messenger RNA from Chinchilla lanigera (long-tailed chinchilla), 4237 nucleotides. RefSeq names its product RNA binding motif protein 12B (gene Rbm12b). Gene Ontology annotation, biological process: regulation of RNA splicing. Gene Ontology annotation, cellular component: ribonucleoprotein complex; nucleoplasm. The transcript has 5 exons. Gene Ontology annotation, molecular function: RNA binding. The record is from RefSeq and is a predicted model, not a curated record. Lineage: Eukaryota; Metazoa; Chordata; Mammalia; Rodentia; Chinchillidae. Bases 792 to 3650 code for a protein of 952 amino acids.
CUGGGACCGGCUAGCGUUGGUUGCGAACCUAUCGCACGCGUGCCGGAGCGGGCUGCUUGUUAUCAUUGAAAGCUCUAAAAAGUUCGCCAUGCGGGUGGAGCAGUACUGGAGUCAGACGGCUAUUUAAAAGGACUGGUCCAUCUGUUCUCUUGCUUCAGAAGUCUGGAAGAUGGGAACCACAAAUUUAUGAAGCCUCCGUGCGGUGGUGCGUGUGCGCUCGCCCGUGAUCUUGACGGUGAAGAGCCCGAAGGAUUGCCUAGGUAUCGUUUUUCUUUGCUAUGUCAUCGUAGUGAGUGCCGGCCGGAGGCCCGGACCCCCGGGCUGCGGGGCGAAGUGGAUGCAGUUAGGUCCGGGGCCAGCUGCCGCGGUGGCCAGUGAGGGCGCGGCGUUUGCCCUUGGGACGGCGCGACCGAGAGGCAGGAGGUUGGGCGGUUCUGGUUAAUUUCAAGGCUGAUUUUGGCCGAAGGUCUGGCGACAGCAUCGGAUCCCGCGUAGCAACUUGGGCCUGGCGCAGAAGAAAGAAGCUCUGACCGCUGGGAGUGUGUGGACAAAGGCUUGGGGCUGUAGAAUCGAUGCCUUCGGAUGGUCCCCGUUGGACGAUGACGGAUGUGAAGGGAAAUCCGGUGCCGUGUGGAUUCGUCUGCAUUUUGCCUUCGGUUUUUGUUUUAAGCAUCUCCGUUAAAACAGGCAGAUCAUCACAGUAAUUUUGGACUUGGUUAAGUUGCUUUUACAGAAUUAACAGGUGUCCAAGAAAUAAGAAAAGGUCAUUAUUGCUGUGGUUUGAGCUCAGCAUGGCUGUAGUCAUCCGUUUACUGGGGCUUCCUUUUAUUGCGGGGCCUGUGGAUAUUCGUCACUUCUUCACGGGAUUGACUAUUCCUGAUGGAGGAGUGCAUAUAAUUGGAGGGGCUAUUGGGGAGGCUUUUAUUAUUUUUGCAACAGAUGAAGAUGCAAGACGUGCCAUAAGUCGCUCAGGAGGGUUUAUCAAGGAUUCAUCUGUAGAGCUCUUUCUUAGUAGCAAGGCAGAAAUGCAGAAGACUAUAGAAAUGAAAAGAACUGAUCGUAUAGGAAGAGGGCGACCCGGAUCUGGGGCAUCAGGGGUUGGCAGCUUAUCUAAUUAUAUUGAGGCCAUGAAAGAAGAUGAAAAUAGUUCUAUAUACGGCUCUUCAAUUAACCAAGAUGCCGGGUUUCAUACUAAUGGUACAGGACUUGAUGAUUUAAGGCCAAGAAAGACAAGGCCAUCGAAGGCUGAGAAUCCUUACUUAUUUCUACGAGGUUUGCCUUACUUAGUAAAUGAAGAUGAUGUACGUGUCUUUUUUUCUGGUUUGUGUGUGGAUGGAGUAAUUUUCUUAAAACAUCAUGAUGGCCGAAAUAAUGGUGAUGCCAUAGUAAAAUUUGCUUCAUGUAUUGAUGCUUCAGGAGGUCUUAAAUGCCAUAGAAGUUUUAUGGGUUCAAGAUUUAUAGAAGUAAUGCAGGGCUCAGAACAACAGUGGAUUGAGUUUGGUGGAGAUGCAGUUAAAAAAGGUGAAAUUCCUAUGAGAGCUGAAGGACAUUCCCCUCCAAGAGGAGUUAAUGAUAGACAUUUUCGAAAACGGUCUCAUUCAAAAUCUCCCAGAAGAACACGUUCUCGUUCCCCUGUUGGAUUUUAUGUCCACUUAAAAAAUCUGUCCCUAAACGUUAGCAAAAGAGAUUUAAGAAAUUUCUUUAGAGAUAUUGAUCUGGCUAAUGAACAAAUUAGGUUUUUAUAUAAAGAUGAAAAAAGAACAAGAUAUGCCUUUGUGACUUUCAAGACUCUGAAAGACUAUAAUACUGCUCUGGGUUUCCAUAAGACUGUUUUACAACAUCGUCCAGUUCAUAUUGAUCCAGUUUCUAAAAAACAGAUGCUGAAGUUCAUUGAAUGUUAUGAAAAGAAGAGACCGGGGUCAAUAGAGAAAGAGAGAUCUGGACAUGUUGCACAGAAAUACUCCCAAGAAGGCUACUCUGGCCAGAAGCUGUGCAUAUAUAUAAGAAAUUUUCCAUUUGAUGUUACAAAAGUUGAAGUGCAAAAAUUCUUUGCAGACUUUUCUCUUGCUGAGGAUGACAUUUACCUGCUUUAUGAUGACAAAGGAGUUGGUCUGGGAGAAGCAUUGGUGAAGUUUAAAUCAGAAGAACAGGCCAUGAAAGCUGAACGUUUAAACCGACGCAGAUUCUUAGGGACAGAGGUAUUAUUAAGACUUAUAUCUGAGGCACAGAUGCAGGAAUUUGGUGUAAAUUUCCCCUGGAUGUCUGCUGAGAAAAUGCAAGCCCGUUCUCAGUCACGUGAUAGAGAUGACCAUUCCCAUUUAUUUGACUCAAAAGACCUAUCCGUUUACUCAGUUGGUCCUUCUGAAGACCUUAGAUACCAGCUAGACGAUUUGAGGCAACAGGGUACCUUCAAGCACCCCCAGGGAUAUUUCCGACAGCCUGAUAGGCACCCUCCAGAAGACUUCAGGCACUCUCCGGAGGACUUCAGGUUCCCUCCCGAGGACUUCAGGCGAUCACCAGAGAACUUCAGGCACCCUCGGGAGAAGCACUUCAGACGACCUCCUGAGGAAGACUUCAGGCGCUCUCGGGAGGAUGACUGGAGACGGCCUCUAGAGGACUGGAGGUGGCCACUGGAGGAGGAUUUCAGGCAGCCGCCUGAAGAGGAUUUCAGGAGGUCCCUUGAGGGAGAUUUCAGGCGACCACCAGAGGAGGAGUUCAGGCGCCCUUGGAAGGACGACUUCAGGUGCCCUCCAGAUGAUGACUUCAGGCACCCUAGGGAGGAGGACUUCAGGAAGCCCCCCCAGGAGAAUUUCAGGCAUUCCCCUGAAGAAGACUUCAGGCGGUCACCCAUGGAGCAUUUAAAACGGCCACCCCAGGAGCACUUCCGGCGACCACCUUCGGAGCAUUUCAGGAGACCACCUCCUGAGCAUUUCAGGCAGCCACCCCCGGAGCACUUCCGGAGGCCACCCCCGGAGCACUUUCGGAGGCCACCCCCGGAGCACUUCCGAAGACUGCCCCAGGAACAUUUCAGGCGUUCCAGAGAGGAGGAUUUCCGGAAUAUGCCAGAUGAUGACUUCCGGGGCCCUCCUGAUGAAGACUUUAGGCACCCUCCUGAUGAGGACUUCAGGAGCCCCCAGGAAGAAGAUUUUAGAUGCCCUUCUGAUGAGGACUUCAGGCAGCUCCCUGAGGAAGACCUCAGAGAAGUUCCAGAGGAGGAUCUUGGACUUCCUGACAAUUUCCGACCUUCUGGUGAGGAUUUUAGGAGCCCACCUGAGGAUUUUAGAAGUCAUCGCCCUUUUGUGAAUUUUGGUCGCCCGGAAGGUGGCAAGUUCGAUUUUGGAAAGCGUAAUAUGGGAGGUUUUCCUGAAGGUAGAUUUAUGCCUGAUCCCAAAUUAAAUUGUGGUUCAGGUAGAGUAACUCCUGUUAAGAUAAUGAAUCUUCCAUUUAAAGCAAAUGUAAACGAAAUUUUAGACUUCUUCCAUGGUUACAGAAUCAUACCCGAUUCAGUUUCCAUACAGUAUAAUGAGCAAGGUUUACCUACAGGGGAAGCCAUUGUUGCUAUGAUCAACUAUAAUGAAGCUAUGGCUGCUAUUAAAGAUCUUAAUGAUAGGCCAGUUGGUCCCCGGAAGGUUAAGCUCAUUUUGCUGUAGAAAACAUUUCUGAGUUCACUUCUUAUCCACAGUGUUGAUGCAGUAAAAUGCAUUUUAAAAAAAGUGUUAUUUUUAAACAUUUUCAUUUUGACCUGUGAAUAGAAAAACUGUAAAUAGAAUGUGAAUUUGUUUUUCUUUUGCUUGCAAAUUGCUGUUCAUUUUCUUUCUAAUUUAAAAUUAUAUAUGCUGUAUUUUUCUUUGUUAGGGCAGCAGGAACUAAUUCCCUGAGUUCCCUAGUUUUUGUUGCUGUUAUGCGUAAACCUCAAAGACUUGCAGAGUUGUAUUUGGGGAAGAUACAUUUCAUAUUCACUUUUAUUUCUUUCUGUAGUCAAUGCCUUUUACUGAAACUGUAUAAGGAAAUGGUCAGUGGCUGAUUGUUCAGGUUUGGCAUUUUCAUUGCUACCUGCCUGCAGAAUUGAUGCUCUCUUGUCUGAGAUAUUACUGCAUUAAAUCUCCUGUUAAUUAUAGUCAAAAUGGACAGACUGUGAAUUUUGAAAUUUACCUAUGUUAAAAGCUUAGGAAAUUUAGUUUCCAUGUUCAUAACUUUGCAAAAUUUUAUAAUAAAAAAUUGCAACUGAAUAGACUAA